AUGAGGCCCCCACAAAUAUGGGGCCUAAAGCGAUUGCUUUAUUUGCUUCAUGGAAAGGCCGCCCCUGCUAAGAAGCACUUGGAAGAGAUAAUGGCAAUUCGUAUGCCUCGUAUAAUCAAGAAGUCUUCUACAGCUGGAGAUGUUCCGAAGGGCCACUUCACUGUUUAUGUUGGGGAGAAGCAGAAGAAGAAAUUUGUAAUCCCCAUAUCGUUCUUGAGCCAACCUUUAUUUCAAGACUUGCUAAGUCAAGCUGAGGAAGAAUUUGGCUUCGAUCAUCCAAUGGGUGGUGUUACAAUUCCCUGCACUGAGGACGUUUUUAUCAACCUCACUUCUCGUUUAAGGAACUGA
Nicotiana tabacum (common tobacco) is the source of this 348-nucleotide messenger RNA. Lineage: Eukaryota; Viridiplantae; Streptophyta; Magnoliopsida; Solanales; Solanaceae. The record is from RefSeq and is a predicted model, not a curated record.